ACUAUUGCACACCUGGGGCUCGCUGUUGACACCAUGCAGCCCCCUCAUCGCUGCCUCCUUCUUCUUCUCCUCCACCUUAUCCUCCUCUCCGGGACAUGGGCAGACUUGAAGGGGUCGUUCACUAUCCGGCUGCUCCAGACCUCCACCUUCCAAAACACCUCCUGGGUGGAAACUGAGGGGCUGGGUCUGCUGGAAGACAUCGAGCUUGGUUCUAUUGAUAAGCACACCUGGACCAUCCGCUUCUACCAGCCCUGGGUGCGCCCAGCCCUGCCCCGCAGUGACUGGGACACCAUUCAGAACAUGAUCAGGAUCUAUUUGCAGCAGUUCAGUCACUUGAUCAAUGAAGGUGCCAUGGAGAAGAAAGUGCCCUACCCUUUUGUGGCCCAAUGCAUGGCAGGCUGUGAGCUCUACCCCAACAGGACCUCCCGGGUCUUCGCCUAUGUGGCCUACAAUGGCCAGGACUUCCUCAGCUUCAACACGGCCAAUGCUACUUGGGUCCCCUUCCGAGAUACUAACCUGUCAAGGUAUGUCCAGGCUGUUCUCCAGAACUAUACCGCCUUCAGUGAGAUGGUGGAAGUCCUCUUCAAUGAUACCUGUGUUGAUGAUAUGGAGGUGUUACUGCACUAUGGGAAGGCAGCUCUGGAGAGACAAGUGUUGCCCGUGGCCACGGUCUUCGCCCGCACGCCCAGACCAGACCAGCUCCUCCUGGUUUGCCAUGUCACCGGCUUCUACCCACGGCCCAUCAGCGUGUCCUGGCUGCGGGAUGGCCAGGAGGUGCCACCGGGCCCGGCCCUCAACACCAGUGCCAUCCUGCCCAACGCUGACCUCACCUACCAGCUCCGCAGCGUCCUGGCUGUGGCCCCCCAUGAUGGGCACAGCUACGCCUGCCGUGUGCGCCACCGCAGCCUGGGCACCCACAGCCUCCUCAUCCCAUGGGGGAACUCAGAGGUGGUGCUGAUUGCAGGGCUUGGGGCUGGGCUGCUGGCAGCUGUGGCUGUGGCUGCCAUCACAGCGCUUUGGGUGUGGAGACGCAGAAAGCACCAGCAGAUGGAGGAAUCAGAGUCCAGGAACUCCAUCCUGAGCAAAGAAGCUUAGCCCAGAACAGAGUCAACACCCCCUUUUCCUUCCACCACCCUCACAGGGGCAAAAGCUCUACCUUUUUCUGCUUCAACAAAAUUCUGGGCACUGAUGAGUACGAGAUCAACUUGACUCAGAGGCGCGGGGGGAGAAACCUCAAGGGGUCCUGACCAGCUUCAGUUUGCUAAGCGGACAAGGAUGCAAGUCUGAGACCUCCUCAGUCAUUACACAUGAUCGCUUCUUACCUUAUGGCACUGUCCCAUGCCCAGUAGCAAUUUCUCUCAAUUCCGUUACAAUAACACAUUUAUCCAUAGGCAGUAGGCUGUUCCCUUCUAUUGUUGCCUUCUAACAUUUUUUCCUAAAAGCUGCCUUUAUUAACCAUAUUCCAGAAAUAUUUGUGCCAAGACCAAAGUU
Molecule: messenger RNA, 1491 nt
Organism: Calidris pugnax (ruff)
Lineage: Eukaryota; Metazoa; Chordata; Aves; Charadriiformes; Scolopacidae
Product: T-cell surface glycoprotein CD1b-1-like
Exons: 6
Coding region: 34-1095 (353 amino acids)
Biological process (GO): antigen processing and presentation, endogenous lipid antigen via MHC class Ib; positive regulation of T cell mediated cytotoxicity; antigen processing and presentation, exogenous lipid antigen via MHC class Ib
Cellular component (GO): external side of plasma membrane
Molecular function (GO): exogenous lipid antigen binding; endogenous lipid antigen binding; lipopeptide binding
Source: RefSeq, a predicted model, not a curated record